AUGGAAAUAUCCGUCCAUGCCGGCUCAGAGCUCAGUCUAGCAGUGCGUGGAUGUGGCUAUGGUCAGGAUGGGCACGGUCUGGUAACUCUGGAUGACAUCGUUGCAGUGGCAAAGAUGACUGAACGUCUCGUGGAGAUGAACCCAAAAGAUCAGGAGUUCGCCGCAGCCGUUGUGGGUAAGCUAGUCGGCUUAGUGAGGGACAAACUGGAGGAUGGGUUGUCUUCGGAGGAGCUUUCACCCGCCGCAUCUGCUGUUGUCGAUGCCUUCGCUGCGCUGAUGAAAGAGUGGUCACCCAGAGAGAGUCGUUCUAACAUGAUCGAGCAUAAAGCCAACGGUACGAGCCUGACACAACCAGACGAACAGAUACGGCAUCAGACUGGCGUGCAGACGAGACCGACAAAAGAAGAAAACCGAGACAUGGAAACGCUUGGAGCUCUCCUGGUCGAAGUUGACGAGCUUUCUCGUUCGCUUCUGCGGGGCAAAGCGGAGAUGGGGUACCUGCAGGUGGGGACCAGGGGCGUGCGGGUCGUGGUGGGAAAGUCCCCGGGCGCAGACAUAGGUGGGACCCGCGUGGGUGUGAACAAGGGAACGGUGACGCUACCGUCAGGAGCUGCUCUGUUCGGCAAGCGUGUUCCGGACAUCGCCAGGUUAAAGGUGGUUGGAUUUGAGGAGAACCCUUUCGGAGGUCCCUCCGCAAGCGGCCAAGUUGGUUCGUCGGUGCUGAACGUUGACCUGUACGAUUCGACAGGAAAGUCCAUUCCUGUUCAGAAUCUACCGGAGGAUAUCCACAUCACCGUGCAGAACAACCUCCCGGCCCCGGCGGACGCCACCCUCCUCCGCCCGUACUCACCGGCGGACCACGGUCCCAUGGCGUUCCGGUCUUUCGGCAUCUCCGGUAGGGAGUCGUACCUGGUGACCGUGACCCUGAAGGCGCCGUCCCGGAACGCUACGCUGUACGGACGCGUGGGAACGUUCCCCACUGAGACUGAGCAUGAGUUCAGGAAAGUUUUCACCGCGGAUGACUUUGACACAGUGCGCACGACUACCCAUGGAGAUGACGACAUAGUGUACACUACCUCUACCGUCGUGCAGCCGGACUUCAGCCACGGCGAGGGCCAGUACAUGCUUGGGCUAAGGAUGGAAGGUUGCACCCCAACGCCGUGCCGGUAUGAGAUUGAGACCUUCCGCCUCGGCUGCCGGUUCUGGAACGAGCAGGAGCAGCUCUGGUCAGGCGACGGGUGCAAGGUUAGCCCAGCCUCCUCGGCCAAGCAGACGGUGUGUCUCUGCAACCACAUGACGCCGUUUGGAGCCGAGAUCGUCACCACGCCCAACGUCAUCAAGUUCAAGACGGUGUUCGCCAAGUUCGUCAACCUGAAGGACAACUUAGCGGUGUUCAUCACCGUGUUCGCCACGCUGGGUCUGUACAUCAUCCUCCUGCUGCUGGUCCGGAGGUGGGACAAGCGGGAUCUCAGCAAGUGGGCAGUGAAGGAGAUCCCUGGCAGUCCCGGAAGUGACGCACACGCCGGCCAGUACCUCAUGACCGUCCACACGGGCCAUGAUUGGGAGGCUGGGACCCGGUCAAAGGUCACCUUUACCCUAUAUGGUGACCAAUACGACUCGGGAGUCAGGGAGAUGCCGCAGAAUGAAAGGACGUUCGAGAUGGCGGGAACGGACAACUUCCUGUUGAAGACGUCUCAGCCCCUGGGAGACCUGAUCAGCCUGAAGAUGUCUCACGACAACUCCGGGGAGGGGCAGUACGCGUCCUGGACCACGUUCAUGUGUGAUGACUGGCUGGAUGAGGUGUACUCCGCGGGGAAGUUCAGCCGCACCAUCCACGCGCAGAGCGAGAUGGACCUGUCCUUCGGCCCGACCUUCAAGACGGCCAUCAGGAACAAGUUCACGGACGGGCACCUGUGGCUGUCUGUCGGCACCAGGCGGCCUAGGAGCUACUUCACCCGCGUGCAGCGCCUGUCGUGCUGCCUGUGCCUGCUGUACUGUAAGAUGAUCGCCAGUGCCAUGUGGUUCCGCACGGCGGGCCAGGUCGCUUCUCCCGCUCUCUUCACUAUCGGACCAGUGGACAUAACCACCCAGCAGCUGUGGAUCAGCGUGGUCACCACUCUUCAAAUCUUUCCCGUCAACUUCGCCAUCGUGCAGAUCUUUCGCCGCUGCCGCCCCAAGGACAAGGAAGGCGUGGACCCAGCGGGAGAAAAUCCCAAGUCCGCGAAGUACCAGGUGAGGAAGAAGUGGAGGGCGUCCAUGAUGCCGCACUGGUUCAUCUACCUGGCCUGGGCAAUGCUGUUCCUGGCCAGCCUGGCCUCGGCGUUCUUCCUCGUCCUGUACAGUAUGGAGUGGGGCAACGACAAGUCCAUCCAGUGGCUCACCACCUUCGGGCUCUCCUUCGGCCACUCCAUGUUUAUCGUACAUCCUGGGAAGGCGGUUUUUGUGGUGCUGGUGAUGACCAUCCUGUGCCGCCGGCGGGUGAGCCAGGGACCGGGGGACAUGAUGAUGGACGAGCUCAUCUUUACUACAGGCGGGUCGCCUGAGCCCGAGCACAACGUGCCUGCUUCUGAGCCUGUCGCUGACACCUCAAGCAAGGAUAGCGAAGAGUCAAAGGACACCGCCACCGCCCGCGUGGACGUCGCCAAACAGCGCAAGCAGAAACGGAAGAAGGACAAGCUGCUGCGGUUCGGGAAGCAGUUCGUGGCGUACAUUCUGUACGUCAUCUUCGCCCUGAUGGUUGUCAACGAAACUUGGGAGCCGACGGCCUACCACGCACAUCACGACAUGAAGGGACAGCUUGUCGAUGGCUUUGACAAGGUCCAAAAACGGGAGGACAUCCUUCUGUGGAUGAGGGCAGCGUUCACAGAUAACCUGUACCCGGAGACAGAGUACAACGGCGGAACGAUCAGCUGGGAGGAGCGGGUUUUCAUCCAUGAUGUGCGGGCAUAUCGCCUCGGUCCCGUUCGGAUUCAACAAUGGAGGGCCGAAACAGAACCCUGUACUGUGACGAAGCCCGCGCUCAUCCACCUGACCAAGAGAUGCCUGCUGCCCUGGCACGACAGCUUCCGACACGGCGGCAACUUCUUCACCAAUGUCACCGCAUCCGCGCUGCACAAGGCGACCACCUCGUACGGGCGCGGCGGGUACACCGUGGACCUCGGAGAAGACCCGGCCCAGAUGAGGUCAGUCUUGACCGCGAUGAUUCGGGGGCAUUGGCUGGACAGGCUGACGUCCACCGUGCAAGUCGACUUCUCCCUCUACAACGCGGACGCGUCGAUGUUUCACGCGCUGAGGCUCGCGUACAAGUUUCUACCGACGGGCGACGUGGCCGCAAGAUUCUCGGCGAAUUCGUUCAAGACCAUCAACAACAAGGGGGUGUAUGCGACCGUGGUGUUCCUCUCAAAGGCUGGCUUCGUCGGCUGCGUCAUCUACCUGGCCUUCAACCUGUACAAGACGGGGAAGAAGGAGGGGAAACUGUUCUUCAGCAACUAUGACAACCUGUUGGAGGUGGCUUCCCUGUUUGCCUCGCUCGUGGUCAUCGCUUUGGAUGUGGCCAAAGUCGUCAUCAAGCAACAGACGGAGAGCAGGAUUCACCAGCAGCGUAACCAAGUGGACAGAAGCUUCAUAGACCUGGAUCAGGCCGCCCAGGUGAACGAGUACUUCGUGAACGCCGUGGCCGCCCUGGUCUGCUUCACCACGCUGAGGCUCUGCCGCUUCCUGGACCAGAUCAGCGCACGCAUAGAGUUCUUCUCAGAUAACGUUCGUCUCUGGGCAGGGCAUAUGCUGGGAUGCCUGAUCAUAUUCCUGAUGCUCAUCGCAGGAUACAGCAUGUUAGGGACGCUCCUGUUCAGCCCUUACCUGCGAGGGUACAAGUCCCUGCCCGACGCCAGCGCCAGCCUGCUGCUCAUGUUCUGGAAGAAGAACGACGUGGAUUGGCUGGGGCUGAACAAGGGCAUCCUGGGACCGAUGUACGUCUUCAGCUUCGCGGGCGCGACGGUGUUCCUCAUGUUCCACCUGACGGCGGCGGUCAUGCUGGGCGCCACGGCCUUGGUCAGGGGGGAACGAGCCGGGAAGGGCGGAGGGAAGAGCCAGAGUCGCCCGAAGGCUAAGGGAGGCAGACGCCUGCCGUCUGGGAAAUGGGUGAAGUAUCUGAAGCCUUCCCGUGGCGAGGCCACUGUGCCUACCUAUGAAAGCGAGGUGUAG
Molecule: messenger RNA, 4203 nt
Organism: Branchiostoma belcheri (Belcher's lancelet)
Lineage: Eukaryota; Metazoa; Chordata; Leptocardii; Amphioxiformes; Branchiostomatidae
Product: polycystic kidney disease protein 1-like 2
Exons: 22
Coding region: 1-4203 (1400 amino acids)
Biological process (GO): detection of mechanical stimulus
Cellular component (GO): membrane
Molecular function (GO): protein binding; calcium channel activity; calcium ion binding
Source: RefSeq, a predicted model, not a curated record